AUGCAGAAGUUUGGUUAUGGAACCGGGGUCAGUGUUUACCUGAUGAAGAGGUCUCCAAAGGGUUUGUCUCACUCCCCGUGGGCCGUCAAGAAGAUCAGUAAGCAGUGUGACAAAUCCAGCAAGAACGUUUAUGAGGAGAGGUUGAAUGUGGAGGCCAAGAUCCUAAAGGAUUUGCUGCACCCCAACAUUGUUGGUUAUCGAGCCUUCACCAAAUCUAAAGAUGGCAGCUUGUGUCUAGCAAUGGAAUUCGGAGGGGAUAAAUCUUUGCGUGACCUCAUAGAAGCCAGGAAUGAUGAGGAACUGGGCCCAUUCCCUGCUGCCGUUAUUUUGAAAGUAGCUCUACAUAUGGCCAGAGGCCUGAAGUACCUGCACAAUGAGAAGAAGAUCCUGCAUGGCGAUAUGAAAUCCACCAACGUUGUCAUCAAAGGUGACUUUGAGACGAUUAAGCUCUGUGAUGUGGGGGUGUCUCUGCAUCUGGAUGAAAACAUGACCGUGAAUGACCCAAAGGCCCACUAUAUUGGAACGGAGUCCUGGAAACCAAAGGAAACUUUGGAGGAAGGUGGUGUCAUCACGGACAAGGCUGAUAUAUAUGCGUUUGGCCUCACCUUGUGGGAGAUGAUGACUCUGUCCAUACCGCACCUCAACCUGCCAGAUGAAAACGAAUAUGAAGGUACAGAGGAUUCAUUCGCUGAAGAUGACUUCGAUGAGGACGCUUUUUAUGAAGCUUUGGGCACGAGACCAGCGCUUAACAUAGAUGAGCUCGAUGAGUCCUACCAGAAGGUGAUUGAAUUGUUCUUUAUUUGCACCAGCGAGGACCCCAAGGAACGGCCUUCUGCAGCUCAAAUUGUAGAGGCCUUGGAAGCGGAAGGUCUCAAGUAA
Staurois parvus is the source of this 879-nucleotide messenger RNA. NCBI's taxonomy places the organism in Eukaryota, Metazoa, Chordata, Amphibia, Anura, Ranidae. The record is from the annotation of a GenBank genome assembly.